UGCUAUGAUGUGUUCUCGACCCGUCUAGGUAAUUGUAUAUGUGUUGAAUAAAGGAACAUUCAGCGCACUCCCAUUUACCAACAACUGCACCCGUUAAUCAUCUUCAGGAACCACCUUCCACAUACCUCACCAGACAUCAAAUUAUCACAUACAGAGUCUCGUCCCUGCCUCCAAGUUACAAUGGCCGACAAACAAAUCGUACCGAUUGACCAUUCGGGAUGUCUCUCCCUCUACGACGUCAGCAUCCCCACCUUCCUCCGGGGUCAACACACGCUCAAGCACCUCCUUGUCACCGCCACCAAGCAUGCCCAAGUCAACGACAUUUCACUGAAUGAGAUACCACACUGGACGUUGCAUCCAGACAUGAAGCCCUUGACCUUUCAGGUCCAAUGUGCCAGUAACACGCCCAAGAAGUUUGUCGACAUCAUUACUGGUCAGACCGGCGUCGCCUUUGCCGAUGACGAGACCACCAUCGAGCAGCUCAUUGAGCGGUGCCAGCACACGAUUGACUUUUUGAACAAGGUGGACAAGAAGACGGUGGAUGAGGCGCACUUGCGUUUCAACACGAUCAACCUGCAGUUGCUGGCUCAGGUGUAUAAUAUGACGCCGCAGCAUUAUGUCACCAAGUUCGCGGUGCCCAAUUUCUUCUUCCAUUUGCAGACCGCUUAUGCGAUUUUCCGGAUGAAGGGCGUGUCGAUUGGAAAGGUGGAUUACUUGGAGCGUUUCUUGCAGCGUGAUGGUUGAUAUGGUUCCAUAUCGAGGUGUGGUUGCACUCAGGGGAAUAGACGAUGGGUACCGAUGUGAUGGGCAUUAGUGGCGAGGGCUCAAUGUGCUUGCAGUUUGUGUCACAACUUUGUGUGUAAGAGUAAUUUGGUGUUUAGAGUGUUCAUUGAGAUUGCAU
Molecule: messenger RNA, 901 nt
Organism: Neurospora hispaniola
Lineage: Eukaryota; Fungi; Ascomycota; Sordariomycetes; Sordariales; Sordariaceae
Exons: 1
Coding region: 181-744 (187 amino acids)
Source: RefSeq, a predicted model, not a curated record